AAUUUAGCGUGCGCUAAUGGGCCGGCGCCUUUGUGCGGCCCGCGCCGCCAUUGGCCGCCGAGUGUGGGAACGGCCGCGGCGCCCGGGCCCCAGGCGCCAGGCCGCCGCCCGCGCCUAUAUAGGGCCGGCGCGCGGGUCCGUGUCCGCGCCAGCCCGGGACGCCUGGCUCUGCCCGCUCCGCUCCGCUCGCCCGCUCGCCCGCUCCGCGCCAGGCAUGGCCCCCAGCACUGUGGCCGUGGAGCUGCUCAGCCCCAAGGAGAAGAACCGACUGCGGAAGCCGGUGGUGGAGAAGAUGCGCCGCGACCGCAUCAACAGCAGCAUCGAGCAGCUGAAACUGCUGCUGGAACAGGAGUUCGCGCGGCACCAGCCCAACUCCAAGCUGGAGAAGGCAGACAUCCUGGAGAUGGCCGUCAGCUACCUGAAGCACAGCAAAGCCUUCGCCGCGGCCGCGGGCCCCAAGAGCCUACACCAGGACUACAGCGAGGGCUACUCGUGGUGCCUGCAGGAGGCCGUGCAGUUCCUGACGCUGCACGCCGCCAGCGACACGCAGAUGAAACUGCUCUACCACUUCCAGCGGCCCCCGGCCGGGUCCACGGCGCCUGCCAAAGAGCCCCAGGCGUCCAGCGCCGCGGCCCCGCCCGUGCGCUCCUCGGUCAAGGCAGCGGCCGCCGCCGCCGCCGUCGCCGAGCGCCAACCCGCCUGCGGCCUCUGGCGGCCCUGGUGACCGGGCGACUGCAGGGCCGCCCGGUCUAGGACCAGAGGGCGAGCCGUUCCUCUAGAGUGUAGGGAAGACCUUCCCAGCCGCAGUCCGGCCCCGGAUGGAACGCACCCUUCUCCGGAAGGCUCCCUCCCCAGGCUGGCAGGCCAGCAGGAGGGUCAUUCUCAGAGAAUGUUGUGUGCAAUGUCCUUGUCAUUUUAGGACAAUCAGGGCCCAUUUUCUGCCAAGUGUCUGACCCCAAGGGGUUGUUCUGUGUUUGCAUUUCAGCAAGUGACUUCUGGGAAGUCCCCAUUUGCGGGGUUCUAUGAUAUUUGUAGGGUCAGGGGCUGGGCCUGCCGAAGCCCCAUCCUGUAGAGGACUUUCUUCAGGGCCUGUUGCUGCUGGGCAGGGCCCCUGCAGGCAGGCCGUGCCGUGGGCACGCUUGCCUUUUGUGAAGGCGGAACUCCAGGUGUAUCCUCAUAGGAAGUACUCAGCCUGCUUGGGUGCCUGGACCAGAUCUGUGGUUCUAAGGUCCACAUGGCUUUGAUGUCUGGUGGAGGCUCAUAGUGGGCUGUUUGGGGAGAGGGGUCUCCACUAUGAUCCUUAAAGGAUUCCUUUGUGUGGGUGGGUGCACCGUGGGAUGAUUUUGUACUUAGAAUUUAAACUCUUCGUACCGUGAGAACCCAUGGACUGCUCUGAAAGCUUCUAAUAAAAUCUAUCAGAUUCUUCACUGUCUGUGCCUCGCAUAUGUCUUUGCCAUCCACGGGGGCAGGUCUUCAGCGGUGAACGGGAGUGGGCACUACUGUCAUG
Messenger RNA from Marmota monax (woodchuck), 1507 nucleotides. It is a transcript of the gene Hes5, whose product is annotated as hes family bHLH transcription factor 5. The record is from RefSeq and is a predicted model, not a curated record. Gene Ontology annotation, cellular component: nucleus. NCBI's taxonomy places the organism in Eukaryota, Metazoa, Chordata, Mammalia, Rodentia, Sciuridae. The transcript is spliced from 3 exons. The coding region runs from base 17 to 724 and encodes 235 amino acids. Gene Ontology annotation, biological process: regulation of transcription by RNA polymerase II; anterior/posterior pattern specification; regulation of neurogenesis. Gene Ontology annotation, molecular function: protein dimerization activity; RNA polymerase II cis-regulatory region sequence-specific DNA binding; DNA-binding transcription factor activity, RNA polymerase II-specific.